Molecule: messenger RNA, 330 nt
Organism: Didymodactylos carnosus
Lineage: Eukaryota; Metazoa; Rotifera; Eurotatoria; Philodinida; Philodinidae
Source: the annotation of a GenBank genome assembly
AUGGAUACAUUUCCGAACACGCAACAUUCGGGAUGUUUCUUCCACUAUACCCAGUGCUUGUAUCGUCGUAUUCAAGCACUGGGAUUAAGCACGUUUUACAAUAACGAUGAAGAAAUGCGCUCGUUGUGUAGACACUUGAUGGCUUUACUACUACUACCAGUUGAAGACGUUCAACGAGCUUUUGAAACACUUAGUGAAGAAGUUCCGGUGGAAUUGCAACCAUUAUUUGAAUAUUUCGAGGAUUGGUGGAUGAAGAAGGUACCGUUUCAUCUUUGGAAUGUAUCGAAUUUAAAAGUAAAAAUUACCAACAAUGUUGAAUAUGAGGCAUAA